AGCAGCGAAAUUCUUUUCUUCCCUCUUUUUGGCUGUACAAUUGCCCAAGAUACCAAUUAGUGAUUGUCGUGAAAAUUAACGAACAUUCUAAAUAUACAAGCAAUAGUGUGUUUGUGUGAAUGUUUAAGAAGAUGGCUGACGACAAGUGUUGUUUGGAAAAAUUAAAAAGUAUGCGAGAAAAGGUCAACUGGGAGUUCGAAGAUGAGCGACGUGAAUUCCUCCGUCAACUUUAUCCCUUGAUGGAAGAUUGGAAGGGCCAGCUUCCAAACAUUCGCGACUUUUUUGAUAACGACGAGAUGGAUUGGCUACUCACGGAGUGUGUAUCAACAAUGGUGAACGCUAUGUUAAAAAGUUAUCGUUCGUCAAAUUUGUGAUCAGCGCCGGCUACAGAGACGAGCCCGAACUCGGUGAAGACGGCGAGCCAUUGCUGCUUCGCCGUACAGCAGUGCAUCGCGUUAAUAAAUUAGACGAGACUUACGUAAUCCACAGGGAAUCGAUCACCCUUCUGUUCAAAAUAUACGCCAGGUGGGACGUGAACUACAUUAACGAAUACGGCGAGACGCAUUUCUACGUAGCCUGCAAGUUUGCCUGUGACGAGGUCGUCGAGGCAUUCCUGGAGCUCGGCCGGGUGGAUCCCAAUCUCAUCGUGCCACAAACAGGUAAUUCGCCGCUACUUGGCUGUGGAGGGUAUGUUCCACGCAUCGGUGAUGAUUGAACUGCUGAGAAAUGGGGCCGAUCCUAAUUUGCCCAACAAAGCUGGAGAAACUCCUCUGCACAUUAUAUGCAGUCACGACUAUGAUAAACUCAGUCAUUCCUUGCGCCUUUUUCUCAUUUUCAACGACAGUGCGAAUCAAACCGUUCAUAUAGACGCAGUUAAUAUUAACGGCUGCACACCGCUGCACUAUGCCCUGUGGCACAACAAAAAUACAAAUAUAGUUGAAUCGCUGCUGAGAAGAGGCGCCAACCCGAACUUGGCCUCCAGGGAGGGACUCACUGCUCUUCAUUAUGUCCAUGAUAUUGAGAACGCGGAGAUGUUGUUCCGCAUCGCCUACGAACUUGAUCAGCCGUUGCUAGUCAAUGCCGGCGACAAGGAUGGUUUUAGGCCACUACAUCAUGCUGUACUCAUUCGCAACAAAGAGGUGGCCAAACUUCUGCUGCGAAAAGGCGCCAAACCUAAUCUUGCUAACAAAUACGGAGUGACACCUCUACACAUGAUUUGGGAUGAUAACUUUACGGAGACAUUCCUCACGAUCAAUGAAGAUCUCAAUCUGCAGGUAGAGAUCGAUGCUCAAGACAUUCAUGGUUUCACACCAUUGCAUUAUGCUCGGUACCAUAAGCAACCAAGGGGUGUCAAAUCGCUACUAAAAAGAGGCGCCGGUCAGAAGAUGUGUUAAAGAGGGUAAAGAUAUUUCUACAAAUUAACUAAUAUUCUUCAAGAUCAAAAACGACAAGAAUCAAAUAGAACAUUUAGCCUCGAACAUGUUAGGCUGCACACUCUGCUGCUCAGACUCUGUUGUUUUCUUUAUUAAUGAGUGUUAAAAUAAAUGAAUGCAUUUGCCACUGUUGUUAUUUUAAAAUACCAAGUUAUGUUUAGAAACGAUUGAAAAUCCAUGGAAACCUGUAUUAUAUCAUGAGGCUUUAUAGAUCAGCCUUAACAUAUGUAAUAAUCAUUAAUUUACUAUAAUGAAAAAAAAAUUCAAUAAACCAAUUGAGAACAUUCA
Molecule: messenger RNA, 1721 nt
Organism: Trichogramma pretiosum
Lineage: Eukaryota; Metazoa; Arthropoda; Insecta; Hymenoptera; Trichogrammatidae
Product: ankyrin-1-like
Exons: 1
Coding region: 690-1394 (234 amino acids)
Molecular function (GO): protein binding
Source: RefSeq, a predicted model, not a curated record